GACCAGCUAAUUCACAUUAGUGUGGGAGUCGAGAGUCCCGCCGGGAUCCUCACGAAUUUAAGCCUGAAGAGAGCAAAAAUAUACGAGCGCAAAUAAACACUGGCUUAUGACCUGGGUGCAGUGAUACAUGUGCCCAGUCUAAGACUGCGGUUUGACGGAGAUUUCGUGGGAAACUAAGGGUUUAGUGGGAGACAAAGAGACCGCAGUAUAAGAGAGACGCAGUGUUUAAGAAGUCAGCCGUGGUGUUUCCGUGCCAACUAGCUGUCAGGCCCCGUAAUCCUCCUCCAAGGGUGAUGCUGCACUCUUGUGCCUUGCCAGUGUCAGGCCCCUUAACCCCGCAGGACUCUCUUCCGCUCUACUACCUGAUGGCGUUCUGUUUGGCUGAACUUUACCUGUGGUCCUGCAGGAACAGUUUGCAUGUGCAAGAUACAGAUAUUGGCACGUUCCAGUUUUAUGAGAAAGGAGAAUCGGUGUUUCCUACAGAUCGGCAUUACUUCAGUGAGAAACAGCACUUUGUGGAGAGUCGGGGUUACCCCUGCCUCCUCACUAACCGCCGGCCAGAGAAGCUGAGGGAUGCCCUGAAGGAACUGGAGGAGCUGUUAGAGUCUAAUUCCUGUGUUUGUACAAAAUGGAGAACGAAGCAGUGUUGUCAGAUGUUGUUAAGCUCAGGUGUAAUUGUAACCCUCAGUCUAAGUGGAGCUCAGCUGGAGAGAGUGACCAUCGACAAAACGCUGGUGGGACGUCUACCUGCGGACACCAUCACUCAUGCGGUGAUUGGUGAGCGCUUUCUUCUGCUCUCAAUGGUGGAAAAGAGUCAGGUGUGUCAGGUGUACCUGCGUAGGCGGAGCCAGAGCUCACCUGAGCUCUCAGCACGGCGUUUGGAGAAGCUCUCGCCUUCUGAGAUUAAGGUGUCGUGGGUGGAGCUAGCGGGAGGAAACGCUCGUCGGGUGGUGCGUCGUGUCGGAUUGAGCCGGGCGCAAGACAUGGGCGUGUGCUGGUGGCCCAGUGGACAUGAAGAGGCAUGGCCUUGGUCACCCGUUCCCAGCUCUGCAGAGCAGGCCAACUUGGUACUGCUUGGCUGCUCAGACAGGCCUGGGCUUACAGUGCUGAGCUCCAUACGCACAGACGGCGACCCUUUGACCUGCUGUUUCAGCCUGACCCGACCGUACCAGGUCCUCACCGUGGAACUCCAAGAGGCUCACCCUGCUGUUGCCCAGACCUGCGUGUAUGAAUGCGCUCGUGGGCGUUUCCAACGGUUGUCAGCUACGCCUAUGCCCCUCCCCUCAGCCCCUGUCUCCUGGUGCCGUGACCCGAGCGAGAGCCUUCUGCUCCUAGGCCUCCAGGACUGCUCUGUGGUACUCUUCCACCCUGAAACGGGCGUCGCGGGCCGGGCCGCCUGCCCUAUGCUGCCCUCGCUGCUGGCGUGGCACCCCUCUGGAGGUCUGGUCGUGGUAGCAGGAGUACAGGGAGAGUUGCAAUGCUUUGAUCUGGGGCUCUCGCCUCUGCCGGUACGCCUCCUGUCUGAGGAGGAGGCCCUGGGCCGUGCAGGUCCCACAAUGCAGCUGGCACGGCACGUGAAGGCAGCCAGAGGGCUGGCAGAGGUAGAGUGGGCACACUCGCCCGUAUCCCAGGGGGCUGAGGGGCUGGAAGUGCACAAUCUGAUGCUGCUCAGGUUCCAUGGAGGGCCACUGGCUGCUCUGAAACUGAAAAUGGGUGUGAUGAAUGCAGCUCAGCUCAGUGCAGGUGAGAUACUGCAGCAUCGGCUGCACUGCGGGGAGCCAGGUGCGGCCCUGGGCAUUCUGCGUAAUAUGGACUGGUGCAUGAUGGGAGCAGAAUGUUAUCGUGGUGUGAUUUCAGUGACAGAUCACCUGCUCAGAAAGCCACUGGAUGAGGAAACAGCAGCUCAGUUAGAAGCUGCUCUGGGGAUGUUCUACUCCCCUUCCAGAUCUUUAACAGACACAGUCAUACUGGAGUAUCGUGACCCAAUCAGCCGCUACGCACGCAGAUUCUUCCAUCACCUGCUCAGACACCAGCGUUUUGAAAAGGCUUUUCUCCUGGCUCUGGAUAUUGGCGCUCGAGAUCUCUUCAUGGACCUCCAUUACAUGGCAGGAGACUGCGGAGAAUCUGCGUUGGCAGCCACCGCCCUCCACAAGGGCCAGGAGCUGGAUACCCGGGAGGUCGUGACCUCUGACCCAGAUGACCCCAAGGCUGCGGAACAGAGUGUGUGGGAUGGAGCAUGUCUCUCUCCCGCUGCUGACACACCUUUACCCAGCAUCGGCAAAGCAAAGCCCAGCCACACUCUCAGGAGCACAGCAUCCAGAGCUGGGUCUGUAGAGGACGUGAGACGAAGCAGGGAAGCGGAUCUUACUGACACGCUCGCAAACCAAGCCCCCUCCUCAUGGAAUCACACAGAAUCCGGUCUGGUCAACUGGGAAGAUCAGGCAUCUGGAAAGCUGAAAGUUAUUCAUCUUGGUGUAGUAUAAAUAAUGUAUAAUUUUAUUUGAAAAAAUAAUAUUUUUCUGUGGAAUAUGUAAUAUUUGUGUAUGUAUUCGUUUAUUACUAAACUUUGCAUGCUGUGCAUUUUUAUUUUCGUAAACAACAACUAAGAAAGGUGUGUCUAGGUUUACUACAACUAUAAUAGUAGCCAAAAUAACAUGUAAAUGUCCUGCUAACUUGUUACAAACUAUUACAAACAGUGUGUUUUUGUUAUUGUUCAUUUAAUGUUCAUAUAAUGUGCAGGUCUUUGGCUUUUCUGAACCCCUCCAUAUACAUUCUAGCUGAGUGCCAGAAGAAAAAUACACACAGACACACACACACUCUCUCUCUCUCACACACACACAGACACACUCACACACACACACACACACGCCAAGUUUGUUUUCUCUCUUUCUGUUUUUCUGCCACUUGUACUGUAUUUCCUCCCAAGCACUUCAGACAUCCAUAUUCUAUAUUGUCAUAAUCUCCCAUUUAUACAAAAUCCAGCAUUUUUUAAAUAACGGGUUCAUUCUUUUCCCGUUCCUCUGGAAAGCAUGGAACCGUAUUCUCUUCCUCUGUUGUGGAAGGGAAUGAGGUGGAAUCUGCAGUAGGCGUUGGGGUUUUAUUCUCGGUGUUUAUUCUCUGUGAGAGAGAGAGAGAGAGAGAGACAGACAGACAGACACAGAGAGAGAGAGAGAGAUAUUACACACAGGAGUUAAAAAGCAGUGUGUCGUAGCUGACGUCUUAAAAGAGGACGCCGGCGAUUCUCCCUAUAGCUGUGCCAUGCAGAUGCACCCAUGUCAGCGCUGUCGCCUCUCUGCUUUUCCCAAAACUUAAUCUGACGGCACCCAGCCACCCAUAAUCCCUCACUGUAUCGUAAUCAGUUUACUCUGCAUUCUAAGAGGAUUUUCCUCUUUUUUUAAUACAGAAUACUGUGUUGGAAUCGGACACAGAAUCUGCAUUAUGCGUCUCCCUUUGUAGUGGCGAUGCUCAAGUUUUGUGGGGUUUUUUGUUUUUGUUUUUUUUUUAAUCGGUUUAUGGUCCUUUUUGGCAUUUAAUUGUUGGAAGUGGAAUGCAAAGAAUGUGAUACAUGGUUUGUGAUCAAUACGUUAUAACAUAAGUAUAUUAACAUAGCCAUGUAUGUAUAUAUGUACAUAGGCUUUCUUAUACAAAAUGAUGUGUAGUUUAACAUUUUAUACAUGUUUAUGCAAAUUAAAAACAGGUUUACAAGGAGUUUGGGUCCAGUCGGCAAACAUGCCUGAAAUAUUACUAUAAAAUAUAAAGAAUAAUAUAAAUCUU
Electrophorus electricus (electric eel) is the source of this 3774-nucleotide messenger RNA. NCBI's taxonomy places the organism in Eukaryota, Metazoa, Chordata, Actinopteri, Gymnotiformes, Gymnotidae. The record is from RefSeq and is a predicted model, not a curated record.